AUGGCGAACGCGUGGGACCUCAUCUCGUCCGCCUGCGGCGUUAUAUACUUUACCGCGUGGAGUGCGAGCUUCUACCCUCAGCUCAUCCUCAACCACAAGCGACGAAGCGCGCUCGGUCUCGCACCGGACUUUGUCGUUGUUAACCCAAUCGGGUUCCUCUGCCUCGCGAUCUGGUCGUUCGGCGCCUACUUCUCCGCCACCGCUCGUCGGCAGUAUGCCGAGAGGCACGACGGGCACACACCCCAAGUCUCCAAAUCCGAUCUGGCGUUCAGCGCGCAUGCCCUCCUCCUCUCAACACUUACGCUCAUCCAGAGCGCGUGGCUAUUCUAUCGUGCCCACCGCGCACGCAAGAAUGUUGCAGAGGACAGCCUCCUCGUGGGCCGGAUGGACCGAGCGCCAGUCGCACCACACCGCGUCACUAGAGUGGCAUUGUUGGUAAUGGGGCUUGCGUCGCUCUGGGUCGGCAUGAGCACGUUGCUCGGCCGGACUGAGCUUCUCGACUUUCUCUAUUUCGCGAGUAGCCUCAAGAUCGCCAUCACUGCAAUCAAGUACACCCCCCAGCUCAUCCUCAACUCCAAGCUCAAGACCGUGCGCGGGUUCGCGAUAACCACCAUUCUUGCCGACCUCACUGGCGGGAUCUUCUCCCUCGCUCAGCUCGUCAUCUCGAGCGUGUUUAUCGAUGGGCAGGUGGCGGGCAUCUGGGCCAACCCCGGUAAGCUUGGUCUCUCGAUGUUGACGAUCAUGUUCGACAUUGCGUUCAUCGUGCAGCACUACGUGCUCUACCCGAACGCGGGGGACGAGAGCGAUGAAGAGUACGAGGAUGACGCGUAG
Messenger RNA from Cutaneotrichosporon cavernicola, 831 nucleotides. RefSeq lists its product as uncharacterized. The record is from RefSeq and is a predicted model, not a curated record. The transcript is spliced from 3 exons. Gene Ontology annotation, biological process: L-cystine transport. NCBI's taxonomy places the organism in Eukaryota, Fungi, Basidiomycota, Tremellomycetes, Trichosporonales, Trichosporonaceae. Gene Ontology annotation, cellular component: fungal-type vacuole; vacuolar membrane. Bases 1 to 831 code for a protein of 276 amino acids. Gene Ontology annotation, molecular function: L-cystine transmembrane transporter activity.